AUGGACUCGGGAUCUUACAACAAUGUCCGCCGGGGUACGAACCCGCUCCCCCCAAUGUCGUCCACGCCUGACGCAUACAAGGCGAAUGUGAAUCGGACCAAGACGAAGAAAUGGGUCGAGGCAAAGAUGCAGAGCUACGAUGGUGACGACUGGGGAAACGAUUACGAUGACGAAUAUGACGAACCCGAGCCCGAAGAGCCUCCCCCUCCGCGAACGACGGGGUUUCGACAGCCAGGCCAGUCGUUAAUAGCGUCGCGAACCUUUUCCCAACCUGCCGCUGCGGAACCUCACAUGUCGACGUCUGGCUUCCGCAGCCCUAGCGGUCCAUUCUCUGUGCUACACACCAACUCUGCGCCCAUCGAUCCUUCACCUAUGUCGUCGGGUGCUUCUCCAGGAGGACGCCUGGAGUACCACCCCAUAACGUCCCCCUCGCCGCAAUCACGCAUGUCUCCGCCGCCUUCAGCACCGACGCCGCAACGAUUCCCCCCUCGCAACAGUAGUAUGAGCCGACAGGACGCACCAGAUAUGGGACGGGUGACUGCGGCCGGGUCUCGCCGUGGUUCGGCCUCGAGCGGUCGCCCCUGGAUGGAUGAACGAUCGGCAUCUCCCAGUCGAACCGCCGCCCCUCCCGAAAAGGCCUUGCCGUUUGUGAGGCCGUCCGAUAUAUAUCGGCGGAUGGAGGAGGAGAAGGAAAAGGAGCGCAUGUCGAUAGAGUCCGGAAGACCGAGCUUAGACAGCAUUCUUGGUCGGGGUGAGGGUACAUCGUCUCCGGCAAACGCCAUUCGCCUGGAACAACGACGGCGCACGAGUUUCGAAAGCCACGACGGUUCAGAAUCCACUCGCGGCCUGAAGCCAACUUUGGCCCCGGUGGCGGAAAGAAAGAGCGAAUAUGGCAUGGAGCGGCUAAUCGCAAACGCCGAGGGCGAUGUCUCUGAAACCCCGCCACCUUCUCAAGAGCAGCCACCGACGCAGCCUCAGUAUUUUCCACCACCUGCAGAGUCCGACCCGCAGGUUCAACUGGACACCGUAAACAGUGGGCGCAUUUCCACCAGCCCGAAAUUACCAGAUGUUGCGCGCAUGUCUGGAUUUGGCGACGACUUCUUCUCGACUUCGACACGGCGCAGUUCUCAAGGCGGCUCUCUCCAGGCCAUAGCGGAUAACCAAAAGACCUCCCCUCCUGAACUUGGGGUAGGCCUUUCAGACGCAACACCUGUCAAUCAAGAGAAGCAGCCUCCGAGUGUGUUGGAAGGACCGAGCCAUCAGCCAAACACUGACAUCAUAAUCCCCAUGACAAACGAAAAGUCACUGCCACAGAAGGACGAAAAUGUGGUGUCACGACAGCAACAAACGUCUCCUAGACCAACACUACCGGGAACUUGGGUGACAGAAACUGGGCCGGCAUGGUCUGAAGCACCAACACCGAUGGAGAGAUCAGAAGGUCUCGGACAGAAACCCUUGGCUAGUGUCCAACAAGCCAACGAGUCCCCCAGCACUGAGAGUGUCGAUGAACCAGCCGACAUGGAGACAACAACUGAAGUGAAGCAACAGUCAUCGGCACAUGACGAUGCUGUUGCUUCUCAAGCCAUGACUACUGAACCUAAUCACCAUCCUACUCCACAUUCUCUUCCACCUCUGAAGACCGAUGACCCGCUUGUACCGAACACAUUAGGGCAAAUUAGUAGGGGACCGCCGCUGCCUGUGUACCAAAGCUCUCCUGUCCAGUACUCCCCUUCCACCCAACCCACCGCAUCGGGACCAGCAUCUAAACCUAUCCCAACGGCGCCGUUGAACCCACUGAGAUCUGGAUCGAACAAGCCAGAUAUGGCAAUACCCACGUUGCAAGAACGAAAACCUACCUUAGAUACGGUGGGAACCGCAUCCCCAGAGAAGGAAAGCGACAAGCUAAGAGAAGAGAUCAUGAGGUCUUUGAGCGCGAGUCCAGCAACACCUGGUGCUACUGGUUUAUUGAAUCGAAUUGAUAGUGGCAAUGAGCCAACCCCAGGCGGGUUGACACGGGAGAGCACAUAUUUGUCGGGUGUCUAUGAUGAUUACCUAACACCCGCUGAAGAAAAGUCGCUUCAGGAGACGGGGCAAGCACAGAAACAGGAGUACAAUAUGGCCACCAACCACGGUCCGGAAGCCAACGCGACCGGCGUGUCUUCUGGGUCGACCCAGAAGGGAAUUUCCAUUGCAGACAUAGCACCGUUGAGCCCAAAGAAGAGUUCCCCGGAGCUGCAAAGCCAUCCUCUGCAAAAGCGAUUCUCUUGGGAACAAGGGCCAGAACGAGUCACAGCCGUUGAAGCGAAGCCAUCACCAUUCUUGCAAGGUACUCACACUGCCGACCAAGCCAACACGGGGACAACUCUCUCCCCGCAGCCGGGUGUUGCGUCACCCCCUACAGAUGGGUUGCAUGUGCAGACGGUGGGAUCUGGGACGCUUUCGCAUCAGGUCUCUCAAGUCAGCAGCCGCGCCCCAGAAGAUGGCCCGUUGGCGCAGCUCGAGCCCCCAUCUCCGAUAUCAUAUACGGGGGACAAGAGUCCCAAGCGCCCGCACGGCGGACCUGAGUCCUCGCAGUUAUCGCUUGCCGAAGAGAAAGAGCAAAUGCUGGACGAAGCCCAUCCUACAUCGUUGAGGUCUCCUGAACAACAUCCGGCCUUGUCCCAGGCGGCCGAGUCGCCAGUGCCUGUUCUCUCACCUCUCGCCCAAGAACCGGCGGCUCAAACAUCUCAACAGCCCAAGAUUUUGACAUUUCGGGAGAUACUCAACAUUGGCUCGACCGACCAGAGGAUCCAAAGCUUUGAGAAAGCACAGUCUCAAUUCUUCGUCAUGGAGUCUGGCUUGUCGAACUGGCUCAUGCACCUGCAGAACGAUGCAGAACAUGACGAUGCGACAUCGUCUGGAAGUCAGGCUGGGGGGCCGUUAAGUGUAGGACGAGCGUCACCCUCGGGAAUGCAGCGUGCGGCACAACAACCGUACUAUCAGCAGUAUCUCAACGCCAGCAACCCAGGCAAUGCAGUAUCACAACCUGGUCGAUCAUCGACUGGCAACCUGCAGCUAUCGGGACAGCAGGGCAGUACGUUUGGCUCUUCGGGUGGCCAAGUAGGAACUAAGAGCAAAGAGCUGCUCCAUGCGGCCGGAUCCUUUGGCACCAAGGGAGUGAAGUCGGGGAUGAAAUUGUUUAACAAGGGCAAGAGUAAAUUGCGGGAGCGGACAGGCGAGAAGGUGUUUUUCUGA
This is a messenger RNA of Anthostomella pinea, 3234 nucleotides long. The record is from the annotation of a GenBank genome assembly. Lineage: Eukaryota; Fungi; Ascomycota; Sordariomycetes; Xylariales; Xylariaceae.